Molecule: messenger RNA, 420 nt
Organism: Caenorhabditis remanei
Lineage: Eukaryota; Metazoa; Nematoda; Chromadorea; Rhabditida; Rhabditidae
Exons: 3
Coding region: 1-420 (139 amino acids)
Biological process (GO): G1/S transition of mitotic cell cycle; regulation of gene expression; regulation of G2/M transition of mitotic cell cycle
Cellular component (GO): cytoplasm; cyclin-dependent protein kinase holoenzyme complex; nucleus
Molecular function (GO): ATP binding; cyclin-dependent protein serine/threonine kinase activity; cyclin binding
Source: RefSeq, a predicted model, not a curated record
AUGUGGUCUCUGGGUUGCAUAUUCGCUGAGAUUGCUUCAACCAAACCCCUGUUCCCAGGAGAAUGCGAAAUCUCUCAGCUGUUCAAGAUAUUCGAGAUCGUUGGAACUCCAAAUAAUAAGAACUGGCCAGGAGUAGCCGAUCUUCCACACUACAAAGCAGUUUUUCCUCAAUGGUCAUUUGAUUUGAAUAAACUGGAAGAGAUGUCUUGCCUCACUGGUCAUGGCCUAGAUGUUCUGCAAGAAAUAUUACGAUAUCCACCAGAGCGUCGAUUAACUGCCAAAGGAGCUCUUUCUCAUCGAUAUUUUCUUCAAAAUGAAUUCACACAGAACCGGCCCACAGUCACAGAGUUGAUAAAACAAAUUCGCAUGCAUAGCCGGGCGUCGUCAUCAAGCAGUCGUCAGGAAAAAUCUACCUUCUAG